This is a messenger RNA of Bombus pyrosoma, 5892 nucleotides long. RefSeq lists its product as uncharacterized. Lineage: Eukaryota; Metazoa; Arthropoda; Insecta; Hymenoptera; Apidae. The record is from RefSeq and is a predicted model, not a curated record. Bases 369 to 896 code for a protein of 175 amino acids. The transcript has 4 exons.
CGUUUAGGGUAAGUGUGAAUGCACGGGAGCCCACGUGAGCCAGCGCAGGUGUGAUCGUACCUUUAGUGCGAGUGGGUGGCCCGGAGGGGUGUCUUAUCGACCAGGAUACGAAGCUCCGGAGGCUCAGUAUUCGCGGGACCACCACCCCGUCGAAGCGUUCUCUCGUCAGCCGGGAUAUAUACACACAUACACAGUGCUCUUCACGGUGCUACUCGCGGUGCAGCUCCGCUACGUUCGAUUUCUCCGUCUGUCGGGCUCCAAUGUACCGUGCGUCGUGAGAAAGAGUCUUCUCACCUGUGACCGGCGUUUUCCUCGCGAAACGACGCGCCGUUUCUUCACAGAAGCUCGUCGAACGCAAAAUCAUCAAAAUGAUCACGGCGUUGCCAGUGCCCUCGGUGAAGGUCUUCCACAAAACUUACUAUCAGGAAAAAGGAUCCAGGAUAGGGAACAGUCAACCUGGAAGUCCUUUGGCCGAGAAUGAAGCAGUGCUAGCGCUAGUUGACAAAGAACCUCCGGAAUAUUACUUUUGUGGCAAGGUCAAUUCUUUACACGUGGUAGUUGGAUCAUUGCUGUUGGGCGCAGUGGUGUUGGUGGUCGGUCUGGUGCAACUUGCACCUGGUGCAGAAGCUGCACAAAACUCCACCGCCCUUAUCGUCGUUGGAUGCAGUUUGCUGGUGAUUGGUGUGUUCCUCGCGCCUCUCAGAGCUUUGUGCAUCAAGAAACAAAAGGCUGGUCAGAAGGAUGGAACACAUCAAAGAAGUGUUACCAGCAUAGACAUGCUUUUGGCUCAACACAGAGACUUCACAGUGCUGACUCCUGAUGAAUUGGAAGAUCUCGUCGGCCGACCAACCUCCGCCCUGGAGAAUAAAAUCCGCAAACAGGGACACAAUACCUAGGUAUUGUCGGCCUCGAAGAAGGCCCAUUCAUCGUCACCAUCGUGCUCGAACACGCCAUCGUCAUCGACGUCGCCAGGAACUAGCUCAUCCAUUCUCUACACGCAUCGUUACGACUCUCGAGAACAUAGUCUGGUUUAAGCAAGAAUAAAAAAGAAAAAGCAGAAAAAUCGAAAAAGGCGAGAAAAAAGGAAACUGGCGUACGGUCAGCUUGACUUUUUAGAUAAAAUCAAUUUUCGACUAGUGUGCACGUACCAAGAGCUGUUUCUUUCUACGAAGGUUGCACGUCUUGCCUUUAGCUUGGUGCAAGCGGUAUCCCUAAGGCGAUUGAGCGAAACAUCAUGAAUAUCAUGAACGAUUACGUUGCUUUCGUUUGAUAAGCACACGCGAUAGAAUCGUCUACAAACACAUAGUACAUUCUUUACGAUUGAUUGACCGUUGUUGUUGCUUCGUGGACUCGGGUCCAAUUGUUCCGAACACGAAUAAAAGAUCAUGCAGCAGAAACUCGACAUGUGAAUCGAAGAAAAGUCGACGACACCAACAAGGAAGAUAUUAACCGAAGAUGUUGUAAUCUUGACUACGAAAGGGGCAUAACGUGAUGACAAUGAAGGUGAUCAAUUGGGCUUACGAUCCCUUCUAACCGUGAACAUUUUCUUCGUAAAUCGAUUGGACGAAUCGGAGUGUUUGAAAGAAGAAGUUCCAGAACGAAUGGCAUUCAAUUCGCGUAAAAAAGUGAUGCAAAAGAUAAAGCAAAAAGGGACCUAAUUACCGGCUGCCUUCCUUUCAUCGUCGUCCAAAACUCUCUCGGUUCACUGUAGGAUAUUAUUUCCUUAAGCACGUGCGGACUUUACUAUCGUUUCAGAGCAACAGCACACUUAUUUCGAACGAUCCUGUGUACGAAUGUUUUGACUAGAGUAAUCGUGUAAUGUAUUUCAAGUAUAGCUAAUCCCGUGAUCGUUCGUUGGCUCGCAAAAGCGUCGAGAAUUGCGAAAACAGACCCGAUGCACGCGAAUUACGUUUCAGCUGAGUCUUUGCACCACUUGUCGUUUGAUAAGGGUAAGAGUAGAGUUUCAACAUGACGAAAUCGACUCGUACGCGCGAAUCUCAAGAGGAUCUGCCUUUUGGUUAUACUCGUUGAAGACUAUACCAAUGACGAAACUAGUCUUCCCUCGAACGAACACAGCAGAAUACAUUCGUCGUCGAGGAGUCUAGCUUAUUUGUUCGUGUAGAAAUCUUCGAAGAAUCUUCGACAAAGGAAUGAUCGGAGAAGAUUUGUGUAGAUGGCUGAUCGAAUUGUCAUCAGGAACAUCCGAAGGCUGCUUCACGGCUAACGAUCACUGAAAGUUUUCGAUUGUUCGGAACACCGUUUACCACAAGAGACCAAAAAAGCAAUUUCGUUCGAGACUUCAUUGUGUUCAAAUCGCCAAGAUACAAGUCUGACUUUCAAGUACGUUAACCGUUUAAACGUUAUUAGAAAAAGAAACAUUUAAAUAAAAAUAUAGAUCGAUCGGUCGACGUGCCGUCGCGGACAAAAAAAAAAAAAAGAAAUCAUAUAUCGUAAAGUUUUUUGUAUAAAAAUUUAGAUUAAUUAUAGCACUUGAUUACUUCAUUGCAACUGAUCACUUCACGAAAUGAAAGGAUGGGACGAAGAGGAAGGGACAAGAAGAGGGUAAAAGAAGAACGAAACGCGAAGGAAAAGAGCAGUAAAUAAGUUUCAUGCAUUUGAUGGCGCGUGAUGUUUAGAAUUUAGCGAUUUGGAAACGAUCAAGCGAGCCAAGUAAGUAGCUUGGAGCGGCCUUGUUACAGUCAACAGACACCCUGCAGAUACUCGGAAAAUAUUUUUAGUCGGGACCUGGUGCCCGUCCACUUGCCAGUAAUACGUUUAAGUGAAUAAACUUUCACACUAUAAGUAUCUAUCACCGCAUGAUGUAUUUGCACAUAUCUUCGACUAUUAAGUAGUAGCUGUAAAAAGAUUUGGAAGAAUUUGGGUAAACGGAGAGGAAUAUGUAUUUGUAUGCACGAGACAGCGUGACGAGAGUCGAUAUCUCGAAAAAAGAACUUCUUAACUGAUGAAAAUGUCAUAUCUAAUUAAGCGACUAAUUCUCGAAACAAGGAUUAACUUGCGAACGAACUAGAAAUUAUUUCAUUCAACCAUUAUGUAGAUAAUAACGAUAUCAUACCUAGAAUUAAUUUGCAUAGUUUCUUUAAACAUCCAUCUGCUCCUCUAAAGCCACACGAAACUAUAUAGCCGUACACAUGUAUACCGCGUAAACGGAGAACAACAGUUAGUUUCAGAUAUCGAGUUCCUGCUAAAUUAUCGCUAAAAUAUCUUGUCGACACUGUUUGUGUUCGAUGAGAUACGUUUCGAACAAGAAAAACGGUAAUUAAGGCGAGAAAACAAGUAACGAGAACGAAAAUGAAAAGAUCUACGGUCUCGUAAAUAUUUGAAUAGUUUAAAAUAACGAAAAAAGAAAACGAUUACUGAGCCGACCUCACCCGGGAUACUUUGCGAACGUUCUAAUAAGCUAGUGAAUUUUACGAGCUGCGAUAUAUUUCAUAAAAUAUUUUUAUGGUCGACAAAUACCAUGAGAGAGUUUAAGGAACAAAGCGAGAGGAAAGGUUCGCGAUAUACAUACAUAUACAUACGUGUUACGUAUACACGUGUCUUUUAAAUUAGUAAUUCAUUUCGCGGACAUUUGUGUACAGAUAUACAUAUAUGAUAAUUGUGUACUGUACUUAAAUCAUAUCAGCAUUGUUAGGUGUUUCAUUCGGACACCGUUUCGUUGAUUCUCGCGGCGCACGUUUCUAUGAUUUCGAGCAUCGUUCUCCAGCGAAAUUCUCCUCGCGGUUCACCAAAAACGGUUUCAAUGUCGUAUCAUAAUAAUCGUGGCAUGAUAGAAACGAAUGUAACGCGGUUCAUCUACCUGACACCCGUUAUACGAGAUCGUGGAACACGGUAAUAUAUUAUUCCGUUCCAUGAAAUAACUAUAGAGAAAUUCGUGGUUUUCAUCGAUCGUGGAAAGGCGAUUCGAAGGAAAUUCGAUCAUAAAUUGAACGUGUCGUAGCCGAACAAUGAGGCCGCGAAUGCUGAAACAUACCAGAAAACGAAUAUUAAUAAAUUAUGUGCUUCAUAUUACGAAACAUAAAUCGAUGUUUAGGCUUAGUCCAUAGGCGUUAAGGCUGCUCGUUCGUUUGUUAAAGAAAUGAUGGAGUGAACGAGACUCUCGAAGAGCGAUUAAAAAUAUUGUCGAAUUUAGGAAUAAUUGCUCGAGAAAAAACGAUCGUAUCGAUCCCAGAAAGGCUGUUAGAAUCAUAUUACAUUUUCUAUUUCAUGCGCAUAAUUAUAAAUGAUAAUUCACAUUCGAGGAUUCGAUUCUCUAUACACGCCCAGACUAUCGUAGACGAUCGUUUCCUAAUAAAUAACUAAGAAAUAUUAGAUUCAUCAAAUUUUUACAAAUUUUAGUCCGAUUUAAUAUUAGAAUACGCAUUAAUAAUAAUCUUCCGAUAUCGAUCAAUUCAAUGGAAUAAUACUAUUACCAUACAAAAUUAAGAAGUUAUACAUAAUAAUUUCAGAUAGAUAAUACCAAAAAGUACUUUAUAUAUACAUAUAUGUAAAAAAGAUCGUAUAUUAACGUUAAAUUUUAGAAACCUUUACUGGACAAACAGAUUUCUGUUUAAAUCCUGUUUUUUUACACACCCUCUAUAUAGGUAUGCAUUUGUAUAAAUAUCAGCAGUCUAAUUAUAACAUUUCUAAACAGCUUAAAAUCCAAUGUAUUCAAUAAAUUUCAAUUAUAAAAGUAAUCUAUAUGUGGCGGUCGUGAGAUUCAUAAUGGUGUGAAUCAAGAUUUCGGAGAUCUACAUUUAGUAUGCAAGCAUCUCUUAAAUGUAUCGUUUCUUUAGUAUCCUAAUUAACGAAGUUAUAACUUUGUUCCCUCUUGCGAUACAAUUUCACGACUUGAAGAAAUAUAAAUUUGUUAUUAUAGUAAAAUAAUAGAUUGAUUUGCACCAUUAUGAUUCGCAUUGAGCUCUCCGUACGAUUCAAGCGAAUAAAUAUCAUAUCCAUAGUAUAUGGUCUCCUUCAACAAUAAUUGUUUAAUAUUUUAUUCGUGUAAUACCGAUCGAUAACUACUAUUUUCUGGGCGUACAGAAUGAAUCCAGGCACACGAACAUUGCGAAAAAUCUAUCGUUCGAAAUUUUUACCGAUUUUCUCAUUGAUGGCUAACGAUAACGAUGCGUAUGGUGUUGUGAAUUCCUGCAACAAGAAAGAAAGACAAUUCACGCUUAACAGCGUAAUGAACGUUUAAAUAGCGUUACGUCAUCUUUCAUUGAGAAUGGAAGUGAAUGGAACAGCUUAAUUGAUCAGCAUUUGUUUACGUGAAAAUGUCAUUAAAUUAUUACGGUCGAUCUCGUUUUCAAUCAUCGCUAAUAAUCGUAAACAUAAUGACGUAAGAUUAAACGAUAACACUACGUAACUAACGUAAGUUACUAUAAGUAAUGAAACAUAGAACGUGGAUAGACGAGGUAGCAUUCAUUUCGAGUAAUUCUCGAGCAACAAAUUCGCGCCUGCAAAUCUUUUCCUUUCGUUCACGGACAAUAGUCGUGGUUUCGGAACCAUAUCUUUUUUGGUCCUCGAUUAAGGAAACGAACGCUGAACAAGUUACGUCAAUGCUCUGUCACAACACCUUAACAAAAUAUUCAACAGCAACGUCCUCAUUAAUGUCAAAUUUCGCGAUCUAAUAGAGAGUUAAGAGAAAUUAAUGCGUAUGUGAUAACGAACCAUUUAAUUAUACAUGAUAUCGAUUUCGUCUUAUGAUUUAUACGAUCGGCGUUCUGUCUUAUUAAUUAAGGAUCAACAAAGGGUAGAGCGUACGUUUCUUCUUUUUUGCAACGAGCAAUGAAUUUCGAAGGAAACAUAUCUAUCGAACAAGCGAUACGUAGAUAACUAUUUUUUCAUUGCCAUUAGUAUAUACAGCAGAAUGAAGUAAAAAAAAGUGUAAGA